AUGAGCGGAACGCGCCCCAUCAGCGCCUUCGAGCCCCAGCUGCAGGGUAUGAGGAACCUCCUCGACCUCGCGCGGGAGAUGGCCACCCGCGAUGCCGUCCACCCGUUCCGCGUCGGCUUCCAGUUUGUGUCGUCCAUCGGGGUGGUGGGCUACGCCGGGGAGCCGCGCAUCCUCGAGGACCGCGUGCCUCUUUCGGCCGUCCUGCCCAGCGGUUACGGCGAGGGCAAAUGGGUGUGUGAGCGGCUGCUGGACGACACCCUGCAUAAGUACCCCAGCCUUUUCAGGCCCAUGGUCGUGCGGCCCGGCCAGAUCUCGGGAUCGUCGAACAGCGGUUUCUGGAAUCCUGUGGAGCACUUUGCGUUCCUGGUAAAGUCGGCGCAGACCCUGCGGGCGUGGCCCGACUUCGACGGCGUGCUGCAGUGGAUUCCGGUGGACCACUGCGCGAGCGUCAUGGCGGAUUUGUUGAAGAUGGGGGUCGCGGACGCGCCGGAUGCCUAUCCGGUGUAUCACAUCGACAACCCCGUAGGUCAGCAGUGGAAGGCCAUGUCGCCGGUGUUGGCGGCUGCCCUCGACAUCCCACCGCACGCGAUCAUCCCCUUUUCGAGCUGGAUCAAGAGGGUCCGCCGGUCGCCACUUCUUGCCGAGACGGAGAAUCCGGCGGCGCGUCUCGUUGACUUCCUCGACAGCCACUUCGAGCGCAUGUCUUGCGGUGGCCUGAUACUAGAUACGACCAAAGCGAAGGAGCACUCCCAGACCAUGGCCAAGGAGGGUCCCGUCGACCCAGACCUCGCCCGUCUAUAUGUCGCGGCUUGGAAGAAGAUGGAAUUCCUCAGGUCGUAA
This is a messenger RNA of Chaetomium globosum CBS 148.51, 840 nucleotides long. RefSeq lists its product as uncharacterized. The record is from RefSeq and is a predicted model, not a curated record. The coding region runs from base 1 to 840 and encodes 279 amino acids. NCBI's taxonomy places the organism in Eukaryota, Fungi, Ascomycota, Sordariomycetes, Sordariales, Chaetomiaceae. The transcript has a single exon.